ACCUCGGGACAGAUAGAAAAAUAGAAGAGAAGAAGAUUCUGAUAUCAUAACCUCCGAGAACCGUCCACCGAGCCCGAGGAGUCCUCCGAGACACAAGAAGAUCAUGUCAGUAACCCUUAAGGACUACACGAGGCUUCAUGAUCACAUGAUACUCAUUGACCACCCUACAGAAAACCCUCAGACCACCAAAGUGACAUUCGGGGGGAAGAGAUGGACCUCCCGCCCCUCCUCCGGCCUGAUCUGCUCCCUGUGGGCUCUCUGCAUCGCACUUCUCUUCCUCGUCAUCGUCGUCCUCAUUGUCACUGUCACAGGUCAGACGGAGCAGAACAUCGAGGGGAGACUCAGCAAUCUGAGUUUGGGGAUGGACUCCAGGGUGGAACGCUUGUCCCAGGACGAUCACAGGACGUUGGAGAAACUCACUGCCAUUGAAACCUCCAUGGGGGACCUUAAAGAUUCCAAAGAUUCACUUUCCAGGGACACCCGGAAGAUUCUGGGAGAGAUGGACAGACUGGCCGAGGAGAUCCGGAAAGGAAGAAAUUCUGGGAUGACAGAGAAGCUUUCCGCCAUUGAAACCUUAAUGAAGAACCUCAAAGGUCAACAUCUGGAUGAGAUGAAACAGAACCUGGAAGUGAAGUUUAGAAACCUGAGUAUGGAGAUGAACUCUGUAAUGGACCAACUGACCCAGGAUGAUUCCAAGAUUAUGCAGAAGCUUUCAUCUAUGAAAAACUCAAUGAAGGAUCUCAAUGCAGAUCAAUGGCUACGUGAGAUGGAACAGAACAUGGCGACGAAGCUCAGGAAUCUCAGUAUGGAGAUAAGCUCCAGAGUUGACCAGCUGCCUCCUCAGGAUGAUUUCAGGUUGAUGGAGAAGCUGUCUUCUAUGGAAACCUUAAUGAAGGACCUCAAGGGUCAAUGGCUUUAUGAGAUGGAACAGAACAUGGAGUUGCAGCUCAGGAACCUGAGUAUGGAGAUGCACUCUGUGGUAGGGCAACUGACUCAGAAUGAUUCCAAUGUGAUGGAGAAACUUUCUGACAUAGAUACCUCAAUGAAAAACCUCAAUGGUCAAAGAUUGGAUAAGAUGGAACAGAACAUGGAGGUGCAGCUCAGGAAUCUGAGCAUGGAGAUGCAUUCUUUAGCUGGGCAACUAUCCCAGGAUGAUUCCAGGAUGAUGGAGAAGCUGUCAGUCAUGGAAACCUCAAUAAAGGACCUCAAGGGUCAAUGGCUGGAUGAGUUGAGGAAGAACAUGAAUAUGACGAUCGAGAAACGGAGUAUGGAUAUACGCUGCAGAGAGGACCACCUGUCCCAGGAUGGUUUCAGGAUUAUGGAGAAGCUGUCUACUAUGGAAACUUCAAUGAAGGCCCUCACAGGUCAACGACUGGAGGACGUGCAACAGAACAUGGACGUGAAGCUUGGGAAUCUGAGUAUGGGGGUGCAGUCUUUAGAAAGCAUGCUGUCUCAGGAUGAUUCCAAGGUGAUGAAGAAACUGUUCGCUCUGGAAACAUCAAUAAUGGAACUCAAUGGGCCUCUUUCCAAGAAUGUUCCAACUGUCGUGGGAAACCAAGCAGAGGAGAUCCAGAAAAUUAAGAGUGCUCUUUCCAGUGAUAUUCAGAAGAUUCAGGAAGCUCUGCAGAAACAGACAGUAGAAAUCCAGAAAGCAAAUCCUUCCAGAGUGCUCAGUAAAGUGACGGAGAUCGAGUCGUUGGUGAAACGCGUUCUGCCCAAUGACGCAAUAGGCUCUCUUUCCAGAGAUGUCAAGAAGGUUUUGGAAUCUGUGAACAAAAUGGCAGGAGAGAUCCAAAAAGUGCAAAGAUCUGGUGAACCCUGUUCUACAGGUUGGAUAAACUUUGGGGGUAAAUGUUAUUACUGGUCCUCGAAUUCGAUUCCAUGGAAUUCCGCCAAGAAACAAUGUGAGGACAGGCAGGCUCACCUGGUGGUCGUUAAUGGGAAUGACGAGAUGGUUUUUCUACGUGCGUUCUCUCAGAAGAAGUUGUGGUGGAUCGGCCUCACAGAGAUAGACAAUACCUGGCACUGGGUGGACGACACUUCCUUUGAGUUGACUCCAAAGUUCUGGGAGCCUGGGCAACCUGAUAACUAUGCGAAUCGAGCUCUCCAAGGAGGGGAAGACUGUGCUCAGUUGAGGGGUACAAAUGGAUGGAACGACGCCCACUGUUCCGCAAAGCACUUCUAUAUCUGUGAGAAGAAAAUGCUCUAAAGGGAAGAUAUGAGGAAACCAAUAUCUUCCUCUCGUUGUCCAUCAACUAACAGAACUCAACAACCACCAGCAAGGAGGGAAAUAUAUGGGCCACUCAAAUUACUCUAGGGAAGCCAGAAGACCCCCCAACAUUCUUCUGUUCACACACAAAGGGGCGGACUGCCCGAGGGCCCCAUGCCACUAGGGGGCCCCAUCAGGGUUGCCAGGCUCAUUAA
This is a messenger RNA of Rana temporaria (common frog), 2424 nucleotides long. Its product is annotated as C-type lectin domain family 4 member F-like. Lineage: Eukaryota; Metazoa; Chordata; Amphibia; Anura; Ranidae. The transcript has 27 exons. The record is from RefSeq and is a predicted model, not a curated record. The coding region runs from base 104 to 2209 and encodes 701 amino acids.